AGAGGAUGGCAAAGAAGAAAAAAAAGUCACAAGCCAAGUUUCUCAUUUAAUUUUCUGCCUGUUUGAAAAGCCAACAAGAAAACAAAACUUCCUGUGGCGUUCGAAACCAUCUUCCCAGUGGAAUAAAGCAAAGGGUUUUGUCAGGCAACCUUAGUGGGUGCCCCAGAUUGUAAAAUCAACCUCCAUCGCCUCGAGGCUGGAAUGGGAGGGGUGGUUGGGUCCUCGAGACUUAAGAGACAGAAAACCUGGUUGCUUUUCUGCGUUCCACAAAUGCAGCGGAGCGCCCGAAGUUGGCUCUGGACAGUGCGAGUUCAUCCAGUCGACGCACAAGGUCCCCAGAAGGGGGCGCGUUUCCUCUCCCUCCCUUUCCCCCUCUAUUGUCUUGUUCGUUUGCAUGGCCUUUCUCCCCGCCUCGUUCGCUCUGCUCAGAUAAGCAUUUGCAAGCCCGAUGGGUUGAUUCAGCAGCGCCAGCUAACCUUCCGAAACGGCUGAUUUUCCUGCUUGGAUUUUUAAUGCCAGCUGCUGGAGGAUUAGCGGAUCAGCCGGAGGGCUAUCCCGGAAUUAUCCCCCAGGGGAGCCCGAAACGACAGAGGCGUUGUGGCAGCGAAAGGCAAGCGGAAUUCUCUCGUUCGGAAACUGCUGGAGGAGGAUCAGGAAAUCAGGUGGCUUGUGGCACAGCAUGCCUUUGUUCCUAAAACCUGAAUUGAGCAUCCAGUAGUCCCUGGUUUCAGCAUUUGUCUUCCAAGAGAUGUCUGCAACCAGAGGAAAUGGAGAGCACUGGCAAUCUUUGGAGUCUGUGGGGAUUAGCCGUAAGGAGCUGGCUCUUGCAGAAGCCCUGCAGAUGGAGUAUGAUGCCCUGUCCCGUCUGAGACAAGACAAGGAGGAGAACCAGGCAAAGCAAAACACUGAUCAACCUCUAAUUUCUUGGGAUGAUCCCAUUCUGGAUUACAACAUACCUGCUGUAAGGAAUGACUGCCGUAAUAUUAAGGUCAUGCGAGGCCUCUCUGGCUCAGACUCAACUCUCAACUAUAAUGCGCUCUCUGACCAAGAAGUUUCAAGAGCUUUGGGGACCAACAACACUACCUCAUCCAGAUUGAUGCCUGAAGCAGAAAGUCAACCUUGGUUGAAAAAUCCUCUGUCUAGUGACUAUUUGUACAUCUUUGAAAGCACAGGGAGAGACUUCCUCAAUGAUCCCCUCAAUAGUACACCCUGCCAGCACAGCAAUGGUGGUAGGUCACCCAAGAAGCUUUCUCCUCCCCCACUGCCACCUCGCAUUACCAUCUGGAACACCUCUGAAGCAAAUCAAGAUUCCCUCAAAGGACCCCAAACGAAUAAUAUCAACAUGUUCUCCUCAUCUCAUGAGAAAGCUGAUGGAAAAUUGUUAGGUUGUAGAAUCUCGGAGGAAGACCAGUAUAGCACAGUAGAUUAUGAUGGCAUCAAUGAUGCUAUCACCCGACUCAACCUCAAGUCCACUUAUGAUACUGAUCUUCUGAGAGAAGCCACUUGGAGUUGGAAGGAAGGUAGAAGCAUUUUUGAGAAAGAAAGUAGUGGGAAGCCAGUUGCUCGUAGCAAGACCAUGCCUCCUCAAGUCCCUCCCAGGACUUACGUCUCCAGAUCUGGUGGGUGGAAGAAUGCUGCUCUCAACAAGAACCGGAGGAUAUCAGCAGAUCCAGGCACUUCUCGGCAUUAUCCCGUGUCGAAUGGUUAUGAACUAUUUGAGGUGUCUGAGGAGAAAGAUGAAGAGGUUGCUGCAUUCUGCCAUAUGCUUGAUGUAUUGAGAUCUGGCUUUGGUACCAAGGAUUACUCCCUCACAGGUUAUGUCUGGAGCACUGUCAAUCUAAGCCCUGAACAUCUUGGCCAUGGGGUUAGCUUGAAGGUGACCGUAGUUUAUGAUAGCCUACAAGAACCUCUCACAUUCACUUGUGAUUGUUCCUCCACAGUGGACUUACUCAUAUACCAGACCUUGUGUUAUACUCACGAUGAAUUAUGUGACAUUGAUGUAGAUGAUUUUGUUCUCAAAAUAUGUGGUGUAGAGGAAUUCCUCCAAAACAAACAGCCACUGGGAAAUCAUGAAUAUAUUCAACACUGCAGAAAGUUUGACAUAGAUAUCCGAUUGCAACUGAUGAAGAGGAAGGCUGUUCGCAUUGAUCUGGCUAGGACGGUGAAUGAUGACCAAAGCCCUUCUACACUCAAUCACUAUGUUCAUCUCCAGGAGAGGCCAAUCAAGCAGACCAUCACCAGGCAGGCCCUGACCCUUCUUUUUGAUACCUUCCACAAUGAGGUGGAUGCAUUCUUAGCAACUGAGGGAGAUUUCCAGCUGAAAACAGGGCGGGUAGUCCAGUCCGUCAUGGCCAUUUGCAAUGCUUUGGCUGCUGUAGAAUCCCAAGAAAUCACUGCAGCCCUGAAUCAGCUACCACCUUGUCCACCUCGCAUGCAGCCCAAAAUCCAGAAGGAUCCAAAUGUUUUGACCAUGAGGGAGAACAGAGAAAAAAUUGUAGAAGCUUUGACAGCCUCUAUCUUGGAUCUGGUGGAGCUCUAUUGCAAUACCUUUAAUGCAGACUUCCAGACAGUGGUACAUGGGAACAGAAAGCAUUCAUUCUCCCAAGAGGCCCGACUGCUUUCCUGUUCACUGUCCUUCACAGUCUAUGCUACACAUCGUAUACCCAUCACCUGGGUUACAAGCUAUGAAGAUUUCUACCUCUCCUGCUCACUCAUCCAUGGGGGAAAGGAGCUUUGCACCCCUCUGCAAACCCGAAAAGCUCAUGUAUGCAAGUACUUCUUUCAUCUAAUCAUCUGGGACCAACAGAUAUGUUUUCCAAUUCAGAUGAAUCGUCUGCCACGAGAGACUCUUCUGACAGCCACGCUCUUCGCUAUUCCACUCCCACCUCCUGGGAGCUCUUCAGAGACAAACAAGCAGCGCCGCAUACCAGAAGCAUUGGGCUGGGUCACUACCCCUCUCUUCAACUUUCGGCAAGUCCUGACUUGUGGAAGGAAACUCCUAGGUUUGUGGCCUGCAACUCAAGGUCCUUCUAGUGCCAGAUCAAGUGCUCCCAACUUUAACCAGCCAGAUAGUGUUAUUCUACAAAUUGACUUUCCCAGCUCAUCAUUUGAAAUUAAGUUUACCAGCCCACCAGCAGCAGAAUUCAGUCCUAAGUACAACUUCAACAGUCUCUUUGAGGGAGACCAGCGGAAACUAAAGGAGGUUAUGCAGAAGGAAUCACUUUAUUGGCUAACUGAUGCAGACAAAAAGAGAUUAUGGGAAAAGCGUUAUUACUGCCAUUCUGAGCCGGGUUCGCUGCCUCUGCUGCUUGCUAGUGCCCCAAGCUGGGAGUGGGCUUGCUUGCCUGACAUCUAUGCCCUGUUGAAACAAUGGACAUACAUGAAUCAUCAAGAUGCCCUUGGACUCUUACAUGCAGCGUUCCCAGAUCAGGAAGUGAGAAGGACAGCUGUACAGUGGAUUGAUUCCAUAACUGAUGCUGAGCUAUUAGAUUAUCUGCCCCAGUUGGUACAGGCUCUCAAGUAUGAAUGCUACUUGGACAGUCCCUUGGUGCGGUUUCUUAUGAAGCGAGCCAUCUGUGAUCUAAGGAUCACCCACUAUUUUUUCUGGCUUCUGAAAGAUGGUUUGAAAGAUUCUCAAUUCAGCAUUCGUUACCAGUACCUGCUAGCAGCUUUGUUAUGUUGUUGUGGAAAGGGUCUGCGAGAGGAGUUUGACCGUCAAUGCUGGCUUGUUAACACUUUGGCUAAGCUGGCUCAACAAGUCCGUGAGGCUGCUCCAUCAUCGCGACAGGCCAUCCUUCGUGAAGGACUAGAGGAUGUCAGACAGUUCUUCAAUGUCAAUGGCUCCUGUCGACUGCCACUUAGCCCCAGCCUGCUGGUGAAAGGAAUUGUGCCCAGAGAUUGUUCUUAUUUCAAUUCAAAUGCUGUCCCUUUGAAGCUCUCUUUCCAGAAUGUAGACCCCCUUGGGGAAAAUAUCCGUGUUAUUUUUAAGUGUGGAGAUGAUCUUCGCCAAGACAUGCUAACUUUGCAAAUGAUUCGCAUAAUGAACAAGAUCUGGGUGCAAGAAGGUUUGGACAUGCGAAUGGUCAUAUUCCGUUGUUUUUCUACCGGCCGUGGUCGGGGGAUGGUGGAAAUGAUCCCCAAUGCAGAAACUUUGCGAAAAAUUCAAGUGCAGCAUGGUGUGACAGGUUCCUUCAAGGAUCGUCCCCUUGCAGACUGGUUACAGAAGCACAACCCAAAGGAGGAUGACUAUGAAAAGGCAGUGGAGAAUUUCAUUUACUCCUGUGCUGGGUGCUGUGUAGCCACUUAUGUUUUGGGAAUUUGUGACCGGCACAAUGACAACAUCAUGCUCAAAACAACUGGACACAUGUUCCACAUUGACUUUGGAAGGUUUCUGGGUCAUGCCCAGAUGUUUGGCAACAUCAAAAGGGACCGGGCUCCAUUUGUCUUCACAUCAGACAUGGCUUAUGUUAUCAAUGGUGGUGAUAAACCCUCCAGCCGCUUUCAUGAUUUUGUGGAUCUCUGCUGCCAAGCUUACAACCUGAUCCGGAAGCAUACUCAUCUCUUCCUCAAUCUUUUGGGACUGAUGCUGUCUUGUGGGAUUCCUGAACUCUCUGACCUUGAGGAUUUAAAAUACAUCUAUGAUGCACUUAGACCACAAGACUCUGAGGCAGAUGCUACCACUUAUUUUACCAGAUUGAUAGAGUCCAGCCUUGGCAGUGUAGCCACGAAACUCAACUUCUUCAUUCACAACCUGGCCCAGAUGAAGUUCACAACAACAGACUCCCGGCCAACACUAUCAUUUGCCCCCCGUGUACACACAAUCAAGACGUCUAGCCGUAUCGUUGACAUUUUUCUCUGUCGACAUGAAAAGAUCUUCAAUCCCAGCAAAGGAUAUAUUUACAUUCUGAAAGUGAAACGAGAGCACCCUUCUGAGGUCACAUUCAUUCAGCGCACAUUUGAAGAGUUCCAGGAGCUGCACAACAAGCUACGCCUCAUCUUCCCCUCUUCACACCUCCCAAGCUUCCCUAGCAGGUUUAUAAUUGGACGAUCGCGAGGAGAGGCAGCAGCUGAGAGGAGGAAAGAGGAAUUGAAUGGCUACAUCUGGCAUCUAAUUCAUGCAGCUCCAGAGGUUGCUGAGUGUGACCUGGUAUACACAUUUUUCCACCCUCUUCCAAGGGACGAAAUUGCCGCAGGCACCAAUCCAGCACCAAAGCCUGCAAGUAAAUAUCAGUCUUAUACAAGUGAUGCUGUAUGGUCCCAACCAAUUGGAAAAGUGGGUGGAGAGGUGAAGUUAUCAAUCUCUUAUAAGAACAACAAGCUCUUUAUAAUGGUGAUGCAUAUUCGUGGCCUCCAACCUAUUCAGGAUGGCAGUGAUCCUGAUCCUUAUGUUAAGACUUAUCUUCUGCCCGAUCCUCAGAAAACCACCAAGAGGAAAACCAAAGUUGCUCGAAAAACUUGCAAUCCAACUUAUAAUGAAAUGCUUGUCUAUGAUGGAAUUCCUAAAGGGGAUCUACACCAGCGGGAGCUGCAUCUGAGUGUCCUGAGUGAAGAGGGCUUUUGGGAGAACAUCCUUCUAGGCGAGGUCCUAAUCAGACUACGGGAUUUAGAUCUAACACAGGAGAAGAUGGGUUGGUUUGAACUGGGCUCUAGGAGUCAUGGGAUCAUGUGAGAAGCAGGAAGGCAGCCUUAGCGUCUUUAAAAUUACUUUGGCCCACGGAAGUCCCUGGGAACUAGUGCAUGUUCCAGGAGUUGUAUCCUGGUAUAAAACUCAAAGGAUUUAAUUUUCUGCGAAUAAGAAGAUGGACAUUUUGUUUCUGUGCAAAUGAAGAGUUAAUUUCCUGUGGAGAGUGAACAUGUUGGAGUUAAUGAUAGGGAAUCCUAUGACUUGAAAUGGCUGCUGUAGACUUUUAUCUUUGAAUACUUUACCUUGUGUCAAGGGAGCAAUGACUUAACUGAGGGGGAGGGUUUAAAUAUUAAAGACUUCCCCCUCCCCUUUGAGAUAUUUUUUAAUUUUUUUAAAAUAAUUUGAGUCCAGAUGUGAAUUGUAGGAUGGAAUCUAGAUGGAAAGAAUCUUUGCAGAGUAAUGAAUGUUAUAAAUUAAGUUCUUAUUGGACUUUCAUAUGGUAUUUUUUAUUUUAAAGGAACAUUUGCAUAAGUAUGUGUGAUGGGUUGGGAGAUAUGUGGAUUCAGUAUGAAUGGAAGAUUUAAACCCUUAUCUCUGGGACAGGAGCUAGUGUGCUCCAACACAAGCCAUCAUGGAGACAUUGCUUCCAAAGGAGAGCAGUAGUACUUGCACAAGCGUAGAACUUACAUUUUUGAUUUCUUAUGAUAUGUAAUCUAAAAAGCAUGCUGUCCUGGAUAAACAUCUGGACUCCUUUGGAGAAGGCAGAAGGCAACUCUAUUGUUCUUGAUUGCAACCAUGCAGAAACAAAGGCCUUGACCUUAAUGUGUCUAAAAGCAAUGUCUUAUUUUUCAAUCUUAGCUUUUCUAAAUUGUCUCUUACAUCUAUGGUGUUUGAGUCAGUCUGAAGAGAUUGGAUGGGAUAAUUUGUGCUAAAUCUUAGAAAAGUUUUUCAUUUACACAAGCAAGGGAGUCAUUGAUUUCCUCUUUCAUAAUCACCAGUGUCAAAGAACUGAUUCUUUAGAUUAGCCAAUGAUCCCUUUACUGAUCAAUUGAUAAAAUGUGGUCAUUUAUUUUCAGGCUACUUAAUUGAAAUAAGUAACGUAUUAAUGAGUCUUUAAAGCUUUUAUUCAUGACAGGCUUUUCUUCCAACAUGGCAAGUGAGAGGCAAAGUGGCUGGAACUUCUGAAAGUAUUUGUGUUUAUGAUGUUACUGUAACAACCCUUUAAAGCUGUUGACAGUGGCAAAUUGCAUUGUUGCCCUUUCUCCGAGAAGUAAAAGUUUAUAGAAAAUUAUGCGGGGUUAGGGAAAUUAUCAACUAUGAAAACUUUUUUCUCUUAAGAAUAGAUAAUUGCUGUUGGUUUUUUUAUUUUUUAUUAAUAUUUUUAAAAGAGACGAGUUUUUCCACACCACAUGCACUUCCACAUCACUACCUUGCCUCAAUGCUACCAUCUCUAGCUGAACUGUUUACAGUGGAAACUCACAAAAACAUUGGCAUGUUUCUCAGGAUAUGAAAAUGUGAACUCAAAAGUUUUUUUAAAAAUAGAUAUCAUGCCAAGUUCUGUUUAGAAGAAAAAGCAAACUUGUGGGAAAAAUAAUUUUUUCACUUUUGAGCUGAAAGUUUCUUUUUACUUUGUGUAAUGAUGUAACUGGAUUUCAAAGAGACAAUUACAUGAAUGAGUUUACGGCAUGACCUUUGAUUAUAUCUUCCAUGCUAUAGGAAAUGAGAUAAAGAUGGCAUCUUAUGAAUACCUGUGUCUUUCUACGUUGUAAAAUGGUGAAUUGGAAAUAAAUAAAGGAAUUGGAAUGCAAUAGAGACUGUAGUAUAUCCAUUUUAAUAGCAAAAGGAUUGAAGAUAUAUAUGCCUUUUCAAAUAAAUAUGUCAUCAACACGAAAUAUUGUAAGAUUUCGUCCAAUGCACUGUAAAAAUGGUUGAACUAUAGCACAUUCUGACUUGUUAGAAAAGUAAGGAUAGAAAAUGAAUAGCUCACUCCCAACUAUUGUUUCCCACCUUAGAUACAUUUAGUGAAAACUGGUAAUACUUUAAAAUUUCAUGAAGAACUAUUCCCAAUUCCUCAUUCAUAGUAUUCUCUUGCAUAAAAUGAAAGCUAAAUUCUUGGAAUAGUUCUUCAUGAAAACAGAAUACAAUUUUCCUUGAAAAAGAGCUUUCCAUAUAAAUAGAAUCAACAACAAAAAAAAA
Molecule: messenger RNA, 7819 nt
Organism: Crotalus tigris (Tiger rattlesnake)
Lineage: Eukaryota; Metazoa; Chordata; Lepidosauria; Squamata; Viperidae
Gene: PIK3C2B
Product: phosphatidylinositol-4-phosphate 3-kinase catalytic subunit type 2 beta
Exons: 33
Coding region: 749-5668 (1639 amino acids)
Biological process (GO): phosphatidylinositol 3-kinase/protein kinase B signal transduction; phosphatidylinositol-3-phosphate biosynthetic process; phosphatidylinositol-mediated signaling
Cellular component (GO): phosphatidylinositol 3-kinase complex; cytoplasm; plasma membrane
Molecular function (GO): phosphatidylinositol binding; 1-phosphatidylinositol-4-phosphate 3-kinase activity; 1-phosphatidylinositol-3-kinase activity
Source: RefSeq, a predicted model, not a curated record